AUACAGAGACGGACAACCAUUCACUCUCACAUUCACACCUACGGUCAAUUUAGAGUCUCCAAUGAACCUGACCCCAUUCUGCAUGUGUUUGGACUGUGGGAGGAAGCCGGAGAACCCGGAAAGAACCCACGCAUGCACGGGGACAACAUGCAAACUCCACACAGAAAGGCCCUGGUUGGUUUGAACCGGGGAUUCAAACCCAGAACCUUCUUGCUGUGAGGCGACAGUGCCAACCACUACACCACCGUGCAGGCCCGACAGAUUAAUCCAUCAUGUAAAAUAAUCGUUACUUUAGCAGCCUUGGGACCCUCUCUCCCUUUGACAAUGUUCAAAGUGCACAUCUUGGUAAUACAUCUUUAAGAGCUCAUUUGACUUUGUAAGCCCAUAGUCAUGUAAAAUGUAUGAAAUGAUAUUGGUCAAAUCAGCUGAUUGACUCGCAGCAUUCUACGCUGACGUGCCUCCAAAGUUGUCAGACACAAGUGCAUCUGGCACAACCGGUCCUCUCUGCACAACAAACUGCAGAGUGGAUGUGUGGACGAGGCAGAGGAGGCGCACUGUGGCUUUAAGUGGCAACACCUCCCCGAGCAGUCACUCGAUCCUGGAUGAGUUUCGACGCCGCGCACGUCGAGGUGCACACCACGGACGGCCUGCGCAGCAGCGACAGCGUGGCGUGAACCCCCCCCCCCCCCCCCUUUGUUGGCCGCCUCGCGUCUGCUCUUUUGGACCGAUGUGACCGCGGGAGGAUUGUGAGGAGCUGCAGGCACGAGCUGAGCUGCGGGCGCAGUUGGUGUUUCACCGGGAGCAUCCAUCUACAGGCAGGACAUGGAUUACUGGUGUCCGCCUUCGCCGCGUUGGAUCUAGUCGUGCCACCGCACAGCCGCGGCGCCUCCGCUCGUCUCUCCCCGGCGUCGGUGCGUCAAGAAGACCGGUGGAUCCUGUUUCCUGUGUCCACCUCUGCCACCCCCCUCCUCCUUCGUCCGCCUGUCACCUUUAUGGGGAACCAGGUGGAGAAACUUACGCACUUGAGUUACGCAGAGGUGCCGACGGCGGACCCCAAUGGGUUCGACCCGGGCGACGACGGGCCGCGCAUCGGCGUCUCCUACAUCUUCUCCAACGACGACGACCAGGACGACCAGGACGACACCCCGGAGCGCUUCUCGUCGGAGGGCCGCGGCGGGGUCAGCGGCGAGGAGAAGCCGUUCGACCCGCAGGACGAGCUGACGUGCGCGGUCUUCUACCGAGAGGAGAGCGUCUUCGAGAGGAGCGGCGGCGGCGGCGGCGCGGCGGCGCACACGGCGGAGAGUCUGCUGAACAAGUGCCGACCGGGCGACCUGCUGGAGUUCGUGGCCACCGGACAGUAUCCGCACUGGGCCGUGUACGUCGGCAACUUCCAGGUGGUGCACAUGCACCGGGCGGAGAUAAAGAACAACUUCCUCACGGACGUGAGCCAGGGCAAGAAGGGCCGGAUAGUGAACGGCCUCUACAGGUACCGCGCGCUCCCGCCGGACGUGGUCGUGCGCAACGCGCUGGACUACGUGGGCUCCAGAGACCAGGAGCUGUACUGGAGGAACUCCGAGUGCUUCGCCGCCUGGUGCCGCUUUGGCAAGCGGGAGUUCAAAAUCGGAGGCGAGAUCCGGAUCGGGAAGCAGCCGUACAGGCUGAAGCUGCUGUUUUCCGAGAAGCAGAGUCACGUGCUGGAGUUCCAGAGCCUGGAGGACGUGAUCAUGGAGAAGAGGAGGAACGACCAGAUUGGCAAAGACGCAGUGAUGCAGGAGCUGGCCAACCACCUGAACGCCACGCACGACACCAAAGAGGAGGGGGGCUUCGUCAAAUGAUGGGUCCUCGACGCUCCUCCGGCCGUCCGGGGUGGCAGUGCUCGACCUUUAGUGGACAGUCCGGUUUCGUGCUGACAAACAGGGAGCAUGGUGUGUGUUGUUGGUGAGGGAAUAUUCAUGACUCCAACUGUAAGACAGCAAAGAGCUUUGACCACGAGCCUGUGCGCGCCACGCUCCAAGACAGAUGUCCAUGCGCAAAAGGAGAUACAAGUCAUCUUUAAAAAACAAAAAGAAAAGAAUCUGGGGGAGGGGGGACACCUACUAUAUUCUUAAGUGCAUUAGCGUAACAUAUCACAAAUGUCAAAACAAAAUCUCCACUAUAAUUUGCAUUGAAACCGUGGGGAAAAGUAAAAAAGCCCCACUGAUGGAACUUCCAUCCUCUUUGGAAGACGAGUGAGGUUUCACACACUCAACCCGAGAUGGAGUGACCACGACGGAUACGUUUGGAGCUGCAGGCUGAUCUUUGUGUGGGGGGGAUGAAGUCAGAAGAAUUAAAUUGUCCAUCAUUAUCUUUUCUAAUCCAAACGAGUCUUUGCACAUGAGGAGCGACACCUCUCCUCUCCAGUGAGCCUCUGAUGGAGAGAGAGAGAGAGAGAGAGCUGAAAGCGCUUUGCUCCUGUACAACUCAGGUGUUGGAGACUGAAACAGAGUGGAAGAGACAUGACUGUAGCUUUUUCUUACUGUGUGUGUGUGUGUGUGUGUGUGUGUGUGUGUGUGUGUGUGUGUGUGUGUGUGUGUGUGUGUGUGUGUGUGUGUGUGUGUGUGUGUGUGUGUGUGUGUGUGUGUGUGUGUGUGUGUGUCAACCUUGAGGAUUCCUUUUAGGCUUCAUGUCUGAUCAUCACACCGCUCUCUACCCACGACUAUUCGCUGGACACAGUUCACAGCUAUAUUGCUUCAUCCCUUUCAACAGUUUAUUUUUUUGGGGGGCGGGGGGGGGGCGGAAAAAAAUAUGUUUGUAUGAAGGAAAAUGGAAAUAAAUCUAUAUUUGAACAGUUAAA
Scophthalmus maximus (turbot) is the source of this 2833-nucleotide messenger RNA. It is a transcript of the gene lratd2b, whose product is annotated as LRAT domain containing 2b. Bases 993 to 1835 code for a protein of 280 amino acids. The transcript is spliced from 2 exons. Lineage: Eukaryota; Metazoa; Chordata; Actinopteri; Pleuronectiformes; Scophthalmidae. The record is from RefSeq and is a predicted model, not a curated record.